UUUUUGUUAUCCUGAACACUUGUGGGGUGAUUUCAGGGGAAAAAGAAAACCUUUCUGGGGUGUCUUGUUCAACAGAUUCACUCUGCUUGUUUUUUUGAGUAUUCACUCCUUUCUCCACUCUAAUAACCUAUAUAUAUACACAUUAUAUACACACAAGUGGUAUUGGCAAGGAUCUCUAUAAGAAGAGGUCAUAAAAAUGGAAAAAAACAAAACAAGACAAAACCAAUGCAAAUGCACUGCCCCUUUUUGUCUCCAGAACAAGAAUGGUGGUCACUUCACUGCUGCCUCCUUCUCCGCUCACUUGAAGAGUGUGCUAUAUGGCCUUACGGGAAAGCUGGCCUCUAUAAACAUCCUUCGAUCUUCGUUCAUCACAUGGGCAUACGACAAAUCGGACUGUACCGACUCUCUCAAGGUUUCCUUGGCAUCUGCGCUCAGGCAUUCACGUAAACAAGCACAAACUACGUAUGAUCGGCGCACAGCAAAUCAGAAGAAACGGCUGGCAGUUGACUUGGCCAGAGAUUACGCAGAGGGCCGUCUCGACGAAGAGGAAGAUGCGACUGCUGAGCAACCAGAAGAGGGUUGUGCGGAUGUAAACAGGGGCGAUUUCAUGGCCGUUGUCACAGAGGAGAGCACCUAUCAGAAUCCAAAGGUUUUUAUUGGCCAGGUCCAGUCCAUAAGAGAAAGAGAGGCAACGCUGUUGUAUUACAAACACAUAGGCACCAACUUGUAUAAGCUUGAACUCUCAGGUGAAGAGUGGAAAGAAGGCAUCGACAGCCUUGUUCCUGUACAAUUGCAAGCCACCAAAAAGCGAGCCGGCGUCUACAAACUCAUGACUUCCACUCGUACCAUCCACAAGGCAGUCAAAGACUAACUCUCUCCGUGCAGUCUUACAGUCAAGCUCCGAGCAGUGAAAAACCAUCUGAUUUCCCAAAAGCAGUUUCACUUCCCAAAGACCAGAAUCAAUUCGCAAAAGUUCACAUCCCAAUUUUUUUCCUCAAAAUCUUGUGACCUGCAUGAGAGCUUGACUGAAAGUUGCAUGUUUUCAAACAAGAGGGCCUAACAGAAUAAGAAUAAUUUAGUUGAAGAUAAAUGUUAUCGUCAUUACCGAGACAGGGUACCGAUAAUUUCUCAGUCGUUCCAUGAAUUCGUUGUCCCAGUUUCCCAAAUGCAAGUGAAUGAGAGGUUGAUUUAAUAUGUAGCUUUAGUGACUUGGAAUGACAUCACCUCAAUCAUUUGAGCCAGUAAUUGCUUUAUUGAGCCAGUUAAAUUGACUCCACAUGUACAAAUGCAAAUGACAAUGAUAUUAUUAUUCUUAAUUGGAACAAGGGCGAUUUUUGCAUGAAGUGAAAUUCAAAAUUCUAUGCAUAUCUACAAAUUCUGUAGAUGCUUGGCCCGUCAAUGGAAGUGAGGCUGAUGUCCAUUCCUCCCUUUGAUGCAAAUGGCAAGUAUUAAUACUGGUAGUGUAGCAGCUCUCAUAACUUGCUUUUCUUUGGUAUUGUAAGCAGCUUCUAUUGUUUUGAAGUCUAAGUCAUUGCUUCAAUUGUUUGGUCUUUUGUUUUUGGCUAGGGUAGCAACCCAAUCAUAUUAUACGCUACAAGAGAUGCCACAUUACCCAUUAAAACUGCCAGACCAGCCCUCUAUAUAGGGCACACAUGAAAUUUCCAGUUUUGAACUGGGCUAAUGAGACCUCCUCGGCUCACAAAUUUUUGUUUCAAGAUCGAUUGUUUAUCCACUCGUGCACUCUUUUCAGUGAUUAGGAAGCCUCUGAAAGAUAUUAAGUAAACAGUGGUUGAGCCCAUAAGGUCUUUGCUGUCAUUUACUCUUUUUAAAACUUGCUUUUUGUAUUCACAGUUUCAAAACUUUCCGACGCACAGAGCAGUGCUGCAAUCAAAUGACUUAAUUCUCAACAAAAAAGGCCAAUAAAUACUCAGAUACUUGCUGAUUGAUAAACAAUUUUACUCUAUAAAAAUUAUUGUCCAGCCAAGAAACAUGAGAGAGCUCAUGCAGGCCUCAAAACUUAAUGGGAGACUUAAUGGAUUUCUGGCUUUAUUAGACAUAAUAUUGGUACUGUCAAACAAAUGACAUGAAAUUAAUAUCACCAGAGUUGCAAUUAUUAGGAGAAAGGCAGGAGAUAGGAAACUUAAUACCUGUGCCCUAUAACUAUGGUAACAGGAGUUACUGAGCAAGACAAUAAUCUUCAACUUAAUAUUACGAGAAAUGAUAAUUUCAAUAAUUAGCUUUCUAGUUGUUGUUUUCGGAAGGUUAAUUCUGAAUGAAGAGUGCUUUUUGUGUUCUGCACAGACACUAGCAGUUGAAUAAUGUUGUUUACACAUUAAAGAUUAUUGACAGGAAAUUUAAA
Orbicella faveolata is the source of this 2359-nucleotide messenger RNA. RefSeq lists its product as uncharacterized. Lineage: Eukaryota; Metazoa; Cnidaria; Anthozoa; Scleractinia; Merulinidae. The record is from RefSeq and is a predicted model, not a curated record. Gene Ontology annotation, molecular function: DNA binding. Gene Ontology annotation, biological process: DNA integration; DNA recombination.